CACUGACAACUUUUGUCACAGCCCAUUGGUCGCAUUUAUGCAGCUUUCUUUAACCACCACGAUCAUUAUACCUCCCUUUCUCCCUUCCUUCACUUUCUCUCCCCCUCUCUUCAUUUAAAGCACAGAACAGACCAGCUUGUCUUUGUGAAGCUUUCUCUAUUUUGAUUGAUAAAUUGACAGAAAGGGUUUGCGAUCUCAGGCGCCACUACUCAACUCUUUGAACACUUCACUGAGCCCGCCCCCUGCCUUCGUUAACUCGCGAGCAGUCGCUAUCCAAACUUUGAUGCAGGUGGAUUGUCUGAACGCCGGAGUUUUAGUGAGCGCAUCCCUUGUUCUGGCUUCCAACUAAGGAGGGUGACUAAAUCAGUUCUCUCUAUACUAAGACGACGAAAAGACUGAAUUUGACCGACCUAGAGUUUCAGCUAGCGAAAUGUCUACCUUUUAAAUUCCUCUGGUUUUUUUUAUUUGUGCAAGUAUUGACUAUUGUACGAACAGAUAGAGACAAAAUACUGGAAAUGCUAGCUUGUAUUUGAAUGUAUUAAUGAUUUGAAUUCGUCGUUUGAAGGUUAAAGUUAUCGGAGAAGUAUCACUUUUGGCUCUUUCAAACAUUUUGAUCGUUAUCUAUGGACAGUAGCCGUGAACUAUCAGGAGAGGAACCCAGAUCUCCAUCUCCACGCCACGAAACGAGCAAGAUGCGUCUAUCACCUGACCGACCCAGUCAUCACCCAGCCCGACCCCCCGCAUCUCUGGCGUCGCAACCGCUCCGCCCUGCUCAUUAUCAAGACGACGAUGAUAGCUACCGUACACACACCCCGCCACCGAGCCAACCGAGAACGAAGGGCUUCAGCAUCGAGAGCAUUCUCUCACCGACGGACAAGCAUCGGAAGUCGCCGAGAUCACCCCCGAUGUCGCCAUCCAGUCCGUCGAUGUCCAGCAAUGGGUACAGUGAAGGGCCCAUAUACGGCUCCACUCGACACCCACUAUCGGCGACCGUUCCGGGCUUGGGGCGGGCGGCGUUGGAUGAGCUUGCCGCUCACCGAGCAGCGGCUCUCCAUAUCCCUUCUGCCGCACUCCCCUUCUCUCACCUAGCGCACAACCCUGCCUUUUAUGCCUGGAUGCACGGGGCAUCCUUCUUGCAUUAUCACGGCAUGCCGGCUUUCAACUCGCACCCACCGAUAGCCCAGCCACUAACCAACAGUAGCCGUCUCGCUAUGGCCAAGGAUAUCUCACCUCGACCAACUCAAUCCCAUAGCAGCUUCGGCGAGGAAGGCGGCGAGAAAGACAGUCGUGAUCGCGAAUCGCCCGAUUCCGAACACCGUCGAAAUAAUGGACACGAAGAAGACGAUGAUGACGACGACGAUCAAUCGCCGCAAAAGAAGAAGAAAAAGACGAGAACUGUCUUUUCGCGAAGUCAGGUCUUUCAACUUGAAUCGACGUUUGAAGUGAAGCGGUACCUGUCUAGUUCUGAGCGGGCUGGACUAGCAGCGAAUCUUCACCUGACGGAGACCCAGGUCAAGAUCUGGUUCCAGAACCGUCGCAACAAGUGGAAGCGACAGAUGGCCGCCGAGCUGGAGUCGGCCAAUCUGGCUCACGCCGCCCAGAUACGCGCUCAGGCAAACCUCGCGCAGGUCAGCGCUGCGCAUGCUCAUGCGCAUGCGCAGCGUAUGGUCCGCGUACCGAUACUCUAUCACGAGAAUCAUCCCACCACGGGUUCGAGUCUGCACUCGCCUAACAUCUUGCCUUUCCCGAUGCCGUACCCCGGUUCGUAUCAUCAAAUCAGCUCGUCAACAUCGUCUACAUCAUCAGCGAGAUCGCCCACGUCAACCAGUAUUGUGACAUGAAGUGUGACCCGUUGAUAAUGGAACAAUGCUAUUCGUAUGAAGAAGGCAACUUUCCCGGAUUCUAUGUACCAGGGUCAAAGUUUAUACGUGUUUUUACACGGGGGAAAAGGUUUAAAACGGCUAGUGGACUAGGAAUGCUGCAUCGAUGAGUUGUAAAAGAACGCCAGUUUAUUUGCUUGGUCACAGACAAGACCCAACAUGAGACCGACAUAAUUAUAAGACUAAACAUUACCUUAUAUUACACCGAAUCGGUCGGUUUGGACUCAGUUUUGAGUCGGGUUGGCGGAGCGACAGAGACUUGAAGUGUUGCAUAGGUCAGUCUGCAGUCAGUCACUGUCCUUGUAUGUAACUUUUAUAAUGAUUGAUAAAGGGUCUACUAAAUGUACAGUUACUUACCUCCCAUGCGUACAUACUCACCCCGAGUUCAGCAGUACUGUAUCACAAGCACUGUUUGUACCUCAUGUGUAUUUUCAAAUGGUCAUGAUUUAACAUUAAAUAGUUGAUUUUGUGUAACUUUGGCCUGUCGACCUACCUAAUUAAAACGUGAGGGCACAUUUCUAUUGUUGGCGCGACCGGGCAGAUAAGUUAAGACAUAUUUAUUUUUGACGCAACAAACAUCACUCCUUUAAUCAUUUGUUUAUUUAUUAUUAAAUGGAGAAACGUACAUGGUGAUUGCAAAGCCGGCUCGAGGCUUGCAAGACAUUACAGCAAAGUUGAUUUAAUCAGUAAGCAUAUAUGAAAUAUGAUAUUAUAUAUAAAAGGUGAAUUGAAUAGUUCGUCGCAGCUAUUUCUUCGAGUAAAAAAAUCAGAACGUUAAGUACAGACUAUAUAUAUCGUUAUCAACUGGUUUAUUGAACUAUCAGGUAUCAGAUGCAUACAUGCCGAAUCCAUGAGGGAUUCGUGUACAUUAUAAACUCAUAAUUUCCGCGAUUGUGACAAAUAAUUCAGGCAGCAUCGUCAGUCCAAAAUAUCUCAAAUAAAUCAAGAAAAAGAGAUUGUUGUCUAAUGUGUUAAUGUUUCCUCGUCACUGUACAAUUUUACUACCGCACAAAUAUUCAAGUAUGCUUAGAAAUCAAAAUGAUAUUUUUACGAAACUUUAGUUAUGUGUUAAAAUCAGUAUCCAGCGCCUUUUAAAAACGGCAAUCGUUUUUUUCAUUUACGAAUGGAGGGGGGGGGGGGGAAUUGUACAUCCAGAUUUAGUGUUCUAAGUCAUGCAUGAAGGCUUGGGUAAAUUCAAAUAUAAAAUUGUAUUUAUCACUUUUCUCGUGACCCGAUGCUGUAAAUUAUCAAAUUGCAAUGUUUUGUGUACUAUAUGUUCUGUCAAAAUAUGAUGUUUGUAAUAUAAAAGAGAAUAAUUGUAAAUAUUCAAUGUUUCGUACGCCACGUGAAUAAAUUAUCCUUACGAUACUCGUUAAAACGGCAA
This is a messenger RNA of Strongylocentrotus purpuratus (purple sea urchin), 3264 nucleotides long. Its product is annotated as homeobox protein Hmx. The record is from RefSeq and is a predicted model, not a curated record. Gene Ontology annotation, cellular component: nucleus. NCBI's taxonomy places the organism in Eukaryota, Metazoa, Echinodermata, Echinoidea, Camarodonta, Strongylocentrotidae. The coding region runs from base 624 to 1841 and encodes 405 amino acids. Gene Ontology annotation, molecular function: DNA-binding transcription factor activity, RNA polymerase II-specific; RNA polymerase II transcription regulatory region sequence-specific DNA binding. Gene Ontology annotation, biological process: regulation of transcription by RNA polymerase II. The transcript has 2 exons.